Messenger RNA from Vanrija pseudolonga, 489 nucleotides. RefSeq lists its product as uncharacterized. The transcript has a single exon. The record is from RefSeq and is a predicted model, not a curated record. Lineage: Eukaryota; Fungi; Basidiomycota; Tremellomycetes; Trichosporonales; Trichosporonaceae. Bases 1 to 489 code for a protein of 162 amino acids.
AUGGCCGAGCCUCCUGCAUGGCACGUCCAGGCGUGGACGGGCCUCCUCGCCGCCCUCGACUCGGCCAACGACGCGCUCGUCGAGCCGAACACGACAGCGCUGCGCGUCGGCAUGACAUCCGUCAUUCGCCGCCUGUCCUUCGUCCCGUUCGAGUCCUACGCACCCAUUCAGCCGCUCCACCCCCGCCUGCGCUCCUCCCUCAUGUGCGACUUCCUCCGCUCCGACCUGCCGGCCGCGCGCGACGCCAUGUCGUUCGGGUACGCCGUGUACGGGGCGGCCCUGCACCAGCUGCAAGUUGCCGGGGCGCAAGUCGACACGUUGCUUGAGUGGGACGCGUUUAGCUCGGCAUUCGCCGACUUCAUGACCUACACUGUCCGCCCGAAGCUCGACACCAUCUGCGACGAGAUCCCACAGCAGCCGAUCAUGUGGGUCCGCUUUCUGGACACUAUUGAAGAGGAGGACGAAGACGAUAUCGAACAGGACGAGUGA